CGUGAUCCAUCGCUAGUAGUUCGUUGUGGACGGGAUCGAUAACGAUGAUCAGGCUCAAAUAUUCUAUCUAAGGAGCCUUGAUGCCGCGAAUGUGAUGUGAGCCACCACGAUGAGGUGACCACGAGAGGCUGGGUGACUGAGAGAUUCUGCAGAGAGAGGCAAAAGAGAGACGGGCCGCGUGGUGGGUGAAGCAUUUGUCUGAACAAGAAGACAUAGACGAAAUCAUGGGUGCUGAUCGGCUCUCUCAUUUUUUUGUAGGUCGCCUCAGAACGGAGUCGGACACGGUGGAGCUCUUCCCCGCGUAGUGUGCGAGUCACAGUGCGCUUUUUCAAUACGUUUUAAAAAAAUAGUUGGAUGGCGCCAGCUCAGAUCGCCUAUGCUACCGGCGCUCAGACUCAAACCUAGCAGAAGAUGGUCCAGUUGAAUAGCUUGAGCGUCGUCCAACUACCCGGGCCCCCCGACCUCCGAAAGUCCGCCUCUACCCGAGCUCUCUUUGGACCGCCACCGCAGCUUUUUCUGGAGUCUCUCAGCCCAGUUGCCGGUACUCGUGGCUUGCAGCAGGCGACCUCUAGUACCAGUCAGCCACCUGGGACCACCACGACGACGAGAUGGCGGUCGCAGUCGCCGCCAUUGGUAACGCGGACGAUUGUUCGCCAGCCUGGAGUGGUGUAUUCUCACCCGGCGAUGGUAUCUACAACAGGCCACGCUUCUGUGUUGCAGUCCACGAUGAAAGGAACGGCACCAGCCGCGCAGCACGUAGUUGGAACAACUCAACAUCCGGUGACUUCGACGGUUACUUCGUACCACGGAGGCCUCGGCCUGGCGGCGCAGCCACCCGGAGUCGCACAACGUAGUGCAACGGCAGCUCCUUUUUCCGUAGUAGCGUCUGCCUCUGCCUCCGCUCCUCCACCGGAAUCAAGACCGAUAGUCCACUACCAAUACGUUGGAAUCAAACCAGUGCCACCACCGAACAGUGCUAGCUUGGUAGCCAGCAGUGCCAACAAGAGCGCAAUAUUAAACGGCAGCAACUCGAGGGACUCUGCGUCCUCUUCGUCGACGUCCAGCAUAGCUGGUACUGGUGGCAUGGUAGUUCCACGUGCGGUUCCACCACCAACUACGACGACCGUCUCCCGGUACCCACCAGCAACCACGGUUGGUGCACCAUCUCCACCAGUCGCAGCUGCGGCUGCGGUACAACAACCUGCGCAUCAUGCUGCCGGGUCUGUCGCAACCGCGCCUGCGCUUUCCCUCGACCACCAGGAGCGGACGCGGCUGUCCUCCUCUCAGAAAACCCUACCGCAAAUUGAGGAGGGGGACAACGAGGACGCGGCGAGUGCGAGUGCAACUGGGGGAGCGGCCACGUGGCGGCAGUUUCAAAGCGUCAGCGAGACUAUCCGUCCACCCCCGUUUCCGAUGGAGCGCGAGGAGAGGGCCACUACUCUCGCGGACGAUAGACGCGGAUUGCUAGCACCGCCGCCAUCUGCAUUUUGUUCCACGACUGGGGGUGGUGGGGCUUCUGCUUCUGCACAUCUUCCAGUGGCAUUGACCACCCCGGUGGAGCAACAGGGCGGUAAACAAAAUCUUCCAGGCAGUUCUUCCUACCGUGACAACAUGCAGGCGGGGCGGAGCAGCGGCAGUAGCUCGGGGAGCGCCUUGACCCGUCAGAAACUGUUUCGCGACACACCCAGCACGUUUGUGCAAGGCCAUCAACAUCAUGAAGCGCGGUUGUACAAUCCGGAAGACCACCAGGCUUAUUCCACUCUGACCGACGGCGAAACCGAUCCGAGAAGAAACCUGCUUUACCACGGUGCUGAGGAGGAGGAGAAAGGUGGGAAAAUAACUCCUGCAGAAGCAAAUCGCGGCGACCCUCGUGCGGACAAAUUGCAGGAGUUGAAGUCUCGGGCCGCACGCCUGAAGGAACUGGUUGCCGAGGUGGAGCAGGCAGAGGAGGAGCGCAGCCUGGUGGAAAAGAUUCUCGAGCCGUGGCGCACCAGCUCGGCUUCUUCGCAUUCGCACUCCACAGACGAAGAAGGAAGUGUGAGACUUCCUUGUUCGUCCGGUAUGGCGUCGCAGAGCUCGUCUUCGCAUGGGGCAGGAAUUGCAACUCAUCAACAGCUACCGUUGUUUUACUCGUCCACAAGCGAACAGCGACGGUUCGACAGCUUUUCGUCGCCGAUUGAAGCGGGCUACAUGGUCCAAGUCCCGGGUAGUAGCAAGAUCAAGCGGCGGACCCAGGAGGAAAUAGAUGAGAUGAUGAAGAAGCAGGGAGGAGGUACAACUCUUCCUGCGGGUAGUGGUCCCCCGGUCCGCUCGUCGAACAGGACGAGCGAUUUUUCUGCAAGAAAAGAAAACGACAAGGAGGAGGACCUUGCACGGAUUUUCGACAAAACUGUCCAGAGAGAGCAGGGAGCAACAUCUUCCAGUACCACAACUGGUAUCUUCCAGCCACGUGCACGAACCGGUCCUGCAGGCCAAGCGAUGCGCCCGCGUACGAGGGAACUGCGGUCGGAGCGCGGCGGCCAAAUCGCAGCGUCAGCGGAGAAAGAGAAGGCGGCGUCCGUCGAUCAACAUCCGCGACUCGGUUUGCUGGAUAAGAAGCACUACAUGGUGCACAAACACGCUAUGGGAGUAGUAGAGCAGCCGUCCUCGAUCUCCGCGACCUCGUCAAAAUCUGGAAAUCAGGGCAGCGACAAAGGCCCAGCAACGUCCUCGUCUUCCAAACCGAGGCACUACCGCACCCCGACCGAGAGUGCGAGGAAGCGGACGCAGGCCGCAGCCAGCAGCUUUGCGCACGCGACCGCGGCCCAGCUUGGGCGCAGGACGGAUUUUAUCGGCGCGCCGGGCGGGGUCACCGGGGCGCCGCACUUUUCGCGGCCGACGAAAAAUUCGAAAAGGAGGGGCCAUCAUCUUCCGCACGGAGAUGUGACCGGCUUGUCAGAGAGGAUGACCGAGUCCGCAGCGAUUCACCGAUCGCAUUCUUUGGAACGACGUCACGAGGUGCAGGCGCAUGCGCGAACGCGGAAGGACGACUCGCCGAUUGAGGGACGCGUGUAUUUGCUUUGUGCUUUGCUAUCAUUAGUUCCUUAUCUAAGUACUUUUUCAGAGCAUGAAAUGGAUAUGGCCGCGUGACUUGCCAUACAUGAGUUUAGCUCCAUGGAGAGGUUGUAAGUAGUGGUUGAUGUGUAUUUGAAUAGCCCUACCUGCGUGGUACUAUCACCAUCAGACCCGAGAGCACCUUUCGGCAGGAGUGCCCGGACUCGGAGGGAUUCCCGAACGCCUUGCGCGACAGCAGUCCGCCCAGGAUUGUCAGCUUUCCCGCCUCGCCGCAGUUUCUGGAACGGCCCGGGCAGGCGGCGGUACGGCACGUGGAUCAGCAGCAGCACAAGGAAAAAAUACCUCCCCCGCCGAAAGAACACGAGACCGUGGAGUUUCUGCAGCGUUGCGGCAUCACCGGGUUCGAACACAGUUUCGCAACGAAGGCCGAAUCGGAUCACAAUGAAAGGCGGUUGAAAUACCCACAGGCACCCCCGGAACAAGCCCCACUGGUGCCGAUCGAAGAGAAGCUGUCCCCGAUUGGCGGAAGUGCAAGUUUGAAGCUGAAAAAGAGUCCCAGCGCUCGCAGUUCGCCGGAAAAGCAUCACGGUCGUGGAAAAAAUGACUAUAGGGAAGACGAGGAGAUCGAAGUCGUGCGACUGAACCGGGAGCCCAGCCAGCGACUACUGGAAUUGGCUAGACCGAGCAGCCGACGGCUAGCAAACGUUGUUUCCGGGAAUAAUGAGAUGAACCACGACGGCGAGCAGGGUGUAUUCCAGGAGGAAGGUGCUGCCCGACCACCAGCAACUAAAAAGCGCGACACGAGCAAAUCCCGGCGCGAAAGUGCGGCUCAAAGAGCAAGCCAAGCGGUCGUGAGUGCAGGGGCGCGUGGAUCUACAGAGCGCAUUUCAGGCAUUCUUUCCUCCGAGGACGAGACUGACAAACGCGCACUACUCGAGUACCUCACCCGGAUAAAACAACUGAACGAGGAGUACGGCCCCAGGCUCGACACUUCCAUCUCUUCCGCCAUCGAGGGCGUUUUCAGUUCCACCGGGAAGAACGGACGUCCCGAUGCAAGCUGGGACAUUGUCGCGAGGCGAGCUGUGAAUAGUGCUGGACGGAACAAGUCACCACUAGUUAUUUCCAGCGCUAGAGGACCAGAAACGAUGUCACGAAAUAAAUCUGCAUCAAGAACCACGCCCGCAGAGCAGAAGCGAGCGUACAGUGCUCGCGGAAAGAAUCCGAAUUAUUCAGCCCGCGGACCUAGUCCGAGUGGUGAUGCGCGGCGCACGGCGACAGUGGUUGCAUCAUCUUCGACAAAGAACUUGUACAGAAAGGCGAGCCCCAGUCCUGGAGCUACUGCAAGUCCUCCGUUUUCGGCGACUAGAGGAAAGUCGAGAAGUCCGCGCGUCGACGAGCAGCUGCGUGGAGGUCCUCUCCGUGCAAAUAAAUCAACAGCCUCCAAGUUCUCGCCACGCGGAAUCACGUAUGGUUUAGGCACAGUAAACAGUGGCAGUACCGAUCCGCCGUUUUCCCAUGCGGGCUCAGGGUCCCACUCCCACCGCGGUAGCCGGAGUGAUUCCUUCCAGUCGGCAAAGAGCAGCACAGCACAAGAACAGCACCAUCAACCAAAUACGAGUGGUGCUACGAAGAUGGUGACCACGCAAGAGCCCCCGAGCGAGACGUUGCUUCUGUCGAAAAUCAAAAAGUACGUCGAGCGAGCGACGAACAUUAACAACAAACGGGCCGCGGGGGGUCAAUCUGGAAGAAUCGCAGCGGACUUCGUCCAGGCGACGCGCUCUCUUGGCGACACAGGCGUAGAAGUUUAUUCCACCGCCGCGGCGGAGGUGCCACUGCCAGCAGCGGAUCAUGUUGGAAAGAAAUCAAUCGCUGUAACUACUCGAUCGGCUCGGAGUGUGUCGCCGCGUACUUUGCAGUCGGUCACAACUCAGUUGGAGCAGAUCCCAGAGCGGGUCAGCUGGAAGGAACUGCAAAAGAACCACGACAACCUGGUAAACAACUCCGGGUCCACGAAGGAUCUCACUCUGGUACUAAAAGGGCAUGAGAGUGUUGGUUUUUUGUUGUGAUCAUGGGUACGUAUGAUUCUGUGUCAAAGUGCACCGAUGUGUCAAAGACACUGAGUGUCUUUGAGACUCAGCGUGCUGGACAGUUGGAGAAAUAACUCAAAGCAACAAGUAUUUGAAAUACAGAUCCCCAACCCUUCUCUGGCCGUGCAGCUUGCGAAGGAGCGAGCAAGAGCAGUUUUGCGCCAGGCAUCGCCACCACGAGCGCGAGACAAGCUAGUGCAGACGUCAAAAAGGGUUGCGGAGUACCGCGAGAGACGCAAGGUUGGGGCAGAUUUAAUGGUGGCGCGAAAAGUAGGCCUUAGCGAGCAGGUAUAAAUCUAAUUCACGCCGUACGACGAGUAGAUCGUGUUCGUGAUAAAGGUGUCUACAUUGCAUUUCGUACGGAGUUCAUCUCCUUGUUCACUCGCUUUCAAAAUGGAAUUGGAAUCUCUCAAGGUGGAGACACGUAAAGAUUAAAAACGUACUACAUGGAAGAACACAACAAAUCCUUUCACCAGGAGCAAGACAAGAAGCUUCUCGACUUCUUCGACGGUGUCACGGUGCAGGCGGGGCUGAAAGCUCCGCAGCAAACUGGCCGUGGGGUUGUGGUUGUUGCGGAUCCGCGGACGGUGAGCGCAACUACGGUGGCCGAAGCUACUUCUACAAACGGGACAGCGGCGAGGAAUAAAAAGGCCAUGAACACAAAGCCAAGUAGGCUGGUUCUGGAGGAGAAGAAGCCCGAUGAAAUUGUAGGCCGUGAGCCCGUUCUACUUCCCGUAGCACCAGCGACGACCGACACGGCUCCGUCUACUGGAAAGAAGAAGGACAGUGUGGUUUGGCGACAGAUUUUUUCGGAUGUCGCUGACGGGAAAACUAGCAGAACGACAGUUGUUGCCGGAUCCGGAAGAGGAGAUUUAGUCAAUGCAAAUGACAGUCUCGUGGCGUCGUCGACCAGCCGGCCGUCUUCUGCAACGGAUCAUGGCAGCAGCUUCUACCAUAAGUCAGCAAAUUCUACACAAGAAACGUCGCAUCUAACAAGCGAAAAUGCCCCAAAUAAAACUAGAACUACACAGAAAACCGCUGCCUUGGGCGAAAAGCUGCAGCAGAUAAAAAUGCUGAACCGAGCCGGAAGCGCUCGCGGACCGACAUUGGUGCCCACGACAACGUCGAUAGCCACCCCGAGCGAGGCGGACAUGACGAACGCGCUGAACCAGAACAACACCUCGACGCAGCUUUCUCCAAAAAGCAGCGGCUUCAAGCGCGGCCUGACCGCCUCGACCCUACCCAUUUCGUCGUCUUCUCCGAAAAACAACUCUGCAUCGGCAACCCGAGCUGCGGCUGAUGAAAACUUCAAGUCCCGCGCUACGGCUGCCAGUGCCCACCUUUUCGCGCCAGAAAGCGAUGAAGCGGAGUCGCCGAUGGACCGGCUGCCCUACGAAUCACCGGUAGGACGAGGAUACAAGAACGCGAAGAAUCACCAGCUCGCGGACCACUUCUACACACCAGCGCCGGCGGUUAUGGUGGACGACCACGUAGCUCUCUUCAACGUGGACGGCGCAGAUCGUGGCAUAUGCAACGACGAAGCUGAACCAUUUGAGCACCGGAAUGAAGGAUCAAACUCUGGCGAAGUAGCAGCUUCAAGUUCGAACAGAGCUGCACACGUUCCGCAGCACACGCUCCUCAGUCCCGGCGUGACGAAGAGGACCACCGAGGGGGCUGCGCGCACGAGAACCAGCUCAGACGAAAGUUCUUGUCCUGGUCAGCAGCAUGGGAUUGGCAACGACCACGGAAGCGACAGCCCCAUCCGGAAGUGGUACAGUAACCGCGAGAGCGAACAGGAGUUGCUGCUGCAAGUCCGGAAACGCGAGGGAACGUCGGUUGUUGGGGAAGAGGAAUUUUUCGCCCCGAGGCUCGUGCCGCAGCCGGAUCUGGUGCAUACUUACGGCGGCGGAACAAGUUCUGCAGCUGGUGCUAGCGGGGGUGCAGCAACUACUACCGGGAUUGAAGAUGUCGCAGCAGUUCUUCCCGUUGUGCUGGAGCAGGAACGACCUCAACGAGGCGUGGGGUUCAGCAGCUACGAUUUUAGUUGAAUCCGCUCUGCGCUUCUGCUUCAUCAAAUCAUUGCAGCGACGAGGAGGGCGGAACAUUUAUUUCUUGUGGUUUCAUACUUUUUGUUUCCAAUAGAAAAGCGCCUGCACGUGUAGAGGGGAGUUGUGUCAUGGUGCAAAUAUCGCAAGAUAGACGGUCAACGAGAUGAAAAAGAAUUUUCAAGUAAGUAUGUUUCUCGCUACUUUCUCGUCACAAUGAAUUAAGUAGGAUUUUUCUGUUGUACGAUGGCCAAAUCAAUGUAAGUAACUUUUCAUCAGAUUUCGACUUCGACCUGUUUGAAUUUUUAUUUUUCCAAACAAAAUGAACUUCUAAGCAGUUCGUGGUGGCUUAGCAAGCCGGCAACGGCCUGGCAAGAUAGAAAUUGGAAUUUCAACAUAACCUCGGAAAGAAGAACAAAACGACUUGACAGACAAACAGAACACUAUAAUACGAAUAUGUACAUGGUUAUUAAGAACCAGACCACUGUCGUGCUACCCAGCAGUGGUGAGUAGAAAAUGAAACGCGUCACGACAUCAUCAACUUGUACUAUGUAUCGAAAGUCACGACGAAAGCAAAAUCAAUAAUGCUUGAACACCUGCAAAAUUAGAAGGAGCUGCGGUGCCCCGGAUGUAGUAACACGAACACCUGGGCGGUGCUCAUAACAAGUAUCACUGUUUGUUGUUGCUGUGGCAUAU
Messenger RNA from Amoebophrya sp. A120, 7882 nucleotides. Lineage: Eukaryota; Dinophyceae; Syndiniales; Amoebophryaceae. The record is from the annotation of a GenBank genome assembly.